Jatropha curcas is the source of this 700-nucleotide messenger RNA. RefSeq lists its product as uncharacterized. Lineage: Eukaryota; Viridiplantae; Streptophyta; Magnoliopsida; Malpighiales; Euphorbiaceae. Gene Ontology annotation, molecular function: calcium ion binding. The record is from RefSeq and is a predicted model, not a curated record.
AAGAUAUAACGCAGACCUAACUUGCAGUUCGCCACCAAAAUCAAAUCUUCAAUUUUUCUUUUGAAAUCGUUUCUAUCAAAGUUCAGAAAAUGAGCGUAGAAGUUUUAGACAGCGCCACCAUUGUCAACUUCGUCGAGGACGAAGAAGCCUUCACACUCUCAAUACGGAACCAUUUUGCCAAUCUCGACACAGACAAGGACGGAUUACUUUCCUAUGGAGAAAUGUUGAAAGAAUUGCAGAGUCUUAGGGUUUUCGAAACUCAUUUUGGAAUAGACAUCAAAACAGAGCCUGAGGAGCUUUCUCGCGUCUACAAUACUCUGUUUUUGCAAUUCGACCAUGAUUUGAACGGAACAGUUGAUUUGGAAGAGUUUAAGGCAGAGACUAAAGAGAUGAUGUUGGCUAUGGCUAAUGGAAUGGGUGUUUUGCCUAUUCAAAUGGUUCUUGAAGAAGACAGUCUCUUGAAGAAAGCUGUGGAGAGAGAGUCUGCUGCUAUUUUCUCUGCUUAAAAUUUAAAUCUAUUAUAAUUAUUUUCUCUGAGUUUGUAACUUCUUUUUAUUUUUAUUUUUAUUUUAAUAAUAACAUUUUGCAUUUAAAGCAAACUUUUAUGAGUGCAUUCCUAAUUAGUUCAAUGAUAACCUAAGUGCAGUCCACUCAACUGAGAAGAGAAAUGUGAAAAAAAAAGUUUAUUGUUAGAAUUUUC